ACAAUGCAUAUACAGGUCCGUGUCGAGCGCUGCAUCAGAAUGGAUACCCUCUGGCUUGUGUGACGCUGUAUUCUGUCUUCUUCUUGGCCCUCGGGAUUCAUUUCCCGAGGUGGAGUUCCCAGCAUCUUUUCCCCGGAUUUGACUGCUCCACCUCCCUCCAUCUCUCGAUCUGGGUGGUGCUGCUAACCCGAAAUCCGCACGAGCAGACGGGAUUACACCUCCGGGCAAAGCAUUUCUACAGACUUGUUCCCAGUCAAUUCCUCACCGACAGCACAUCACAUCAUAUACUACCGCGACCAUGGGCUCCCACGCAUUCCAGUCAGUCGUACAGAACCGGCUUUUUCACCUCGACUCCAUCAAUGUCGAGGACUUCAAGCACGUCUGCUCGCAGACCACCGAUCCCGCCAGCUACCCGCUGGCUGCCACCGUGGAGAAGAACAUUCCCAUCUACGAUGCCACCCGCUUCGACCCCCUGAACGCGGCGACCACCCCGGCCCUCCAAUCCGAAUGGCACCACAUUCUGGAAUCCGGGCCGGGCAUCUUCGUGUUGAAAGGCAUGUACCACCCGUCUCGAUACGGCGAUACGCUGGCCGCCACCAACACCGCCUUUCAACACAUCAUCGACAAAGAACGGCAAUCCCCCCUCGGUCCCAAAGGCGACCACUUCGCAGCGAGCGGCAAAAACGACCGCAUCUGGAACUCGUUCAGCAAACACGCGUUCGUCGACCCCUCCUCCUUCAUCCACUACUACAGCAACCCAUGGCUCCGCACCGUCAGCGAAAGCUGGCUGGGCCCGGCCUACCGCGUCACCGCCCAAGUCAACAUCGUCAAGCCGGGCGGCGCCGCCCAGGAGAGCCACCGCGACUACCACCUGGGUUUCCAGGAGCUGGACCGCUGCGCGGCCUUCCCGCGGAGCGUCCAGCUAGCCAGUCAGUAUCUGACGCUGCAGGGGGCGGUGGCGCACAGUGACAUGCCGGUGGAGAGUGGACCGACGCGGUUCCUCCCGUUCAGCCAGACAUAUGCGCCGGGGUAUCUGGCGUGGCGGCGGGAGGAGUUCCGGGCGUUUUUCAAGGAACGGUAUGUGGCGCUGCCGUUGACGUUGGGGGAUGGGGUGUUUUUUAAUCCGGCGGUGUUUCAUGCGGCGGGGGCGAAUGGGAUGGAGGAGCGGACGGGGUUUCAGCGGAAGGCGAAUCUGUUGCAGAUUGGGUGUGCAUUGGGGAAGACGAUGGAGCAUGUUGAUGCCGUGCCGGUGGUGGAGAAGUGCUGGGAGGAGGUGCGUGAGAUUUAUCGGAGGGAUGGGCUGAGUGCGGAGGUGGAGGCGUGGGUGGGCGCCGUGGCGGAUGGAUAUCCCUUUCCUUCGAAUUUGGAUCGGAGACCCCCGGCCCCGAGUGGGAUGGCGCCGGAGAGUGAGCAGGAGAUGGUGCUUCGGGGGUUACGGGAGGGUUGGGGGAGAGAGAGGAUUGGGGAGGAGUUGCGGGGGUUGCAGCGGGAGAGCAGAGGACAUCAGGAGGUGUAACCAUCCUAACAGGAUACAGUAGCUGAUCAUGGUAUUUAUUCUCGAGCUAUAGCUUACUAUGUCAGGUUCAAUACGAUGGCCAACUAAGUCUUAUCUGAGCAAGCCCAGUGGUGUUCACCCAUGGCAUCCCUACAAUGCCUGUCAUGGCACUCCGAUAACCCUGAGCAUGACCGGUAACAGUUUUCUG
Messenger RNA from Aspergillus ibericus CBS 121593, 1703 nucleotides. Its product is annotated as phytanoyl-CoA dioxygenase family protein. Gene Ontology annotation, biological process: fatty acid alpha-oxidation. Bases 299 to 1516 code for a protein of 405 amino acids. NCBI's taxonomy places the organism in Eukaryota, Fungi, Ascomycota, Eurotiomycetes, Eurotiales, Aspergillaceae. Gene Ontology annotation, molecular function: phytanoyl-CoA dioxygenase activity. The record is from RefSeq and is a predicted model, not a curated record. The transcript has a single exon.